Messenger RNA from Fraxinus pennsylvanica, 969 nucleotides. The record is from the annotation of a GenBank genome assembly. Lineage: Eukaryota; Viridiplantae; Streptophyta; Magnoliopsida; Lamiales; Oleaceae.
AUGGAGGAAAAUCCAACCCCAGAAAAUGGAAGCCGAAGUUUCCCCAAACCUCUCCCGACACCGAAAAUCGAAGCCCAAGUUUCCCCAAACCUUCUCCCGACACCGAAAAUCGAAGCGGACGCCGUUCUGCCGUUUGCUGCCGUUUUCCAGUUGAACCCAGCCGACAACCAUUGUCUCGUCUGUCACGGCGAACCCUGCAUCGCUUCCUCCGCCGUAGAAAUGGUUAAAGCUGGAGAAUCACUCAAGGUUCAACCUGAGCUCGGCAAAGUGAUUCAUAUUUCACAGGCAGCACUAGGGGAGGUGAAAGAUGUGAAAGGAGCCAAACGUAUUCCCAUUCGUAUGAAGAUUGAUACAAACAAGUAUGUUAUAGGAACUCUUUCAGCAGAGGAUAGACCUCAGGUGAUGUUUGACUUGGUAUUUGAGAGAGAGUUUGAGCUCUCACAUGACUGGAAAAAUGGGAGUGUCUACUGUAUUGGCUACAUCGCUGAUGAUCAAAUUCAAGAAGUGGUUGUUGAAAUUGAGAUGCAGUUAAACAAGAAAGAUGUUGAGGAGGUAAAUAGGCGAACUGGAGGAAAUGCUGGGGCUGAUAAGCACACUAAUAUUGCUACUGCAUUGUUGGGUGAGAUUAAGGAAAGGUCUAUGGAUUCUUACGCCAAAAUGGAAAGUGAAAUGAUGAUCAGAGGUGGAAUUGAUAAGAAUGAGCUUCUUAGCAUGCUCAGGGGGAAAGGAGAUAAAAUGGAUAAAUUGAGGUUCGCUAUAAUGCAUCUCAUAUCAACUGAAAGCCUCUAUCCUUCAGAAGUUGAAAUGGUUGAAGUUGCACCGAGGGAGUCCGAUGUUGAUGCUAGUGCAUUUCAGAAAGAAAUGGAUCAGAUCAAGGGCCUGUGGAUCCUGAAAGAUGAUGAGUUGUUGCAGAGGUUGGUGGAUAAGCAUGGACCUAGAAAUCGAUCUUUAAUUAGCAAUGUUUCUUAG